AUGAUCCAGAGCCUUUACACUUUACUUUGCAUUCUUCUCUCCCAAAUUGACAAUAUGAGUUUCCACGAAUCUGCCACUCACAUUGAGCUUGAGGAUGGUCAUAUCCUCAAGGCUGUCCUGCGUAACGGAGAAGGCGAUGAGCAGGAGUCUAUUCUGGACCUGAAUAGUAUCAUUGGGAACAAUGAUGGGCUAUCACAAUUACUGACAACUCAUUUUAGGACAAUUUUACUGGGGGGCGAGAACUUCCACGAAAGCGCCUCCGACAUCAGCUUCGAGCGAGAAGGAGACCCUGAGAUCCCCGUUCUUCGGGCGGUCUUGGGCAACGUUGAGGGAGAGGGCCAGGAUGCGGAUAUCAACCUCGCGGAGCGUAUCACAAACAUCAACGGAGAAUUGGUCUUUGAAUAG
Molecule: messenger RNA, 405 nt
Organism: Penicillium canescens
Lineage: Eukaryota; Fungi; Ascomycota; Eurotiomycetes; Eurotiales; Aspergillaceae
Product: CVNH domain-containing protein
Exons: 2
Coding region: 1-405 (134 amino acids)
Source: RefSeq, a predicted model, not a curated record